Molecule: messenger RNA, 2017 nt
Organism: Desarmillaria tabescens
Lineage: Eukaryota; Fungi; Basidiomycota; Agaricomycetes; Agaricales; Physalacriaceae
Product: extracellular triacylglycerol lipase precursor
Exons: 12
Coding region: 276-1910 (544 amino acids)
Source: RefSeq, a predicted model, not a curated record
CUCAUGUCAAAGUCAGAACGUUGACAAUUCGGAUGUCAAUUUCCGCUUCUCGACGCGUCGGAUUUGUCUCGGAUUUUCCAUAGCAUUAACCUUGGUCGACGACAGGUAAACAGAGCAUUUUCAUUUGCCUCGCAGCAACUGCGCACGAAGAUCCCGCAUUUUAUGAUGAUAGCCCAUCUUCUUCGUUUUUCCAUUCACGGAUUCCACUUUUCGCCGAACUCGAAAUGCUACAUAAAGAGACUGUUUAUUCACCCCCAUUCCUCGUCGCUUGAACCAUGCUUCUUGUGGUACCCGUUCUAUGCUACGCUCUCUUGGCUGCUGCUGCAGACACCGAGGUCCAAUUGGGCAACACGACGCUCAUUGGAAGGGAUGUUGCAGGGCUAGAGCAAGAAUUCUUUGGAGGUAUUCCAUAUGCCGAACCUCCAGUUGGAGCCUUGCGGUUACAACAUCCUGUAUUGAAAACUACUAUCGACGCCGAUGAAUUCGAUGCCCAGAAUUUUGGACUAGCCUGUUUUCAAAGUAACGUCGCAACCGAUGAGAUCUCGGAGGAUUGUUUGACUAUUAACAUAUUUCGGCCGAAGGGAGCAUCUUCUGAAGAUCCCUUGCCUGUUAUGUUCUGGACCUAUGGCGGCGGUUUCUCUGGAGGUGCUUCGUCGUCCUACAACGGAAGCUAUAUCGUUGCCCAGAGUGUUGCCAGAGGUACCCCCAUUAUCUACCUGAACUUCAAUUAUCGGCUAGGACCACUGGGCUUCCCUCAAGGACAGGAGGCCGACGACAGAGGACAACUCAAUCUCGGAGUCAGAGAUCAGCUAACUGCCCUGCAAUGGGUUCAAGAGAAUAUUGGCGUGUUCGGUGGUGACAAAACCAAGGUCACAAUUUUCGGAGAAAGUGCUGGAGCAAUGUUGACGAAUCUGUUACUUCUAAAUGCGUCCAUUUCUGAUUUUGCCAGGGCUGCAAUCAUGGAGUCCGGUUCCGCGUCUUCGCCUGUAAUAUAUAACGCAUCUACGCGAGAAUCUACCUGGCAGUAUUUCGUAGGAGGGACACCGGGCUGUGAAUCCGUCGUUGGCACGAAUAAUACUUUUGACUGCUUGCAGGCGGCGAAUUCGUCUGCUAUAUAUCAAGGAUUUUUGGAGGCAUAUGAGUUGGCCAUAGAAGAAAUGGCUUUCUAUCCGGCACUGGACGGUCCUUCGGGUACUAUUCUUCCCGAUCUCCCUACACGUCUCUGGGCGAAGGGACAGUUUGCUACGAUUCCGUUCAUAUCUGGCACAAACCUAGAUGAAGGGACUCUCGGCCUGUCGACGAGUAUCAAUUUCACCGAUGACGCCAUCAAGGAUUUCAUACAGACCACCUACUCUGCGUUCCCACCUUACCUCUCUGAUGAUAUCUUGGACCAGCUUCUCGAGCUGUACCCUGACGACCCAUCCUUGGGUGCGCCGUAUGGCACCGGAAAUGAGACUUUUGGGUUGCCUUCAGGCUGGAAGAGGGUGGCAUCAAUGACUGGGGACUUGACCUUUGACGCUCAACGUCGGACAUGGACACAGACUGCUGCCGCAGCCGGCGUGAAAGCAUACGGAUACCAAUUCACGCAGAAUUCAUCGUCGUACUCGGCCGAAUUGGGAGUUCCACAUACAUCCGAGAUAGACUUCGUCUACGGAAAAUUAAAUUCUUCGAGCGAGCCUGCUUCAUCAAUGCUGUUGAGUGAAAUGAUGAUCGAUUAUUGGGUUUCCUUCGCUACGAGCUUGGAUCCUAAUGAUGGUUUAGGGACGUCUCGUCCUUUCUGGCCGCAAUACACAGCGGAUAAUGAGGUGCUCUUACAACUGAAUGGCGACAAUAUAACCGUCAUUCCGGAUGAUUAUCGGAAGGAGCAGAUCGAGUUCCUUCGAGAUAACGCUGAUGCUUUCCACCGGUAAAGCAAGCAUGUCUAUUACUUCCUCGUAUCAACACGCAUAGCUUUUCGUUCUGGGAACUUGGGUACUGAAGAUAUUUAUAAGAAUCAUUCAAGGGGCAUAAGGCUUUA